Molecule: messenger RNA, 903 nt
Organism: Trichoderma citrinoviride
Lineage: Eukaryota; Fungi; Ascomycota; Sordariomycetes; Hypocreales; Hypocreaceae
Product: mPR-typeG-protein-coupled receptor
Exons: 3
Coding region: 1-903 (300 amino acids)
Cellular component (GO): membrane
Molecular function (GO): signaling receptor activity
Source: RefSeq, a predicted model, not a curated record
AUGAGCACCGCGAACGGCACCACGGGCCAGCCAAAGGCUAACAAGCAGCGAACCGUAACGUGGCAGGAGAUUGCUGAAUGGCAGUUCGACAACAAGUAUAUCCUCAGAGGCUAUCGACCGGAGAACGCGGACUAUCUGGAAAUCUUUACCAGCCUGACGUUCUUGCACAACGAAACUUGCAAUGUAUACACCCAUCUUGUCGGUGCUCUGCUCCUACCGCUCGUCGCACCUGUCCUUCUGCGAUUCCUGGCUGAGCCUCAAUUUACCAACGUCUCAUCCAUGGACUACUCCAUGUUUGGGGUUUACUUUUGGUGUGCGGAAAUCUGUUUGGUCUUGAGCGCACUCUAUCACUUGAUGCAACCGCAUUCGCAUCCCGUAGAACUAUUCUGGCAUGGAAUGGAUCUGCUUGGCAUUGUUAUUGUGACAGUGGGCACAUUUUCUUCCGGCAUCUAUUAUGUGUUCUUCUGCGAAGCAAGCUUGCAAAAGCUGCACUGGGGUAUUAUCCUGACCACGGGUACUAUCACUGGUGUUCUCAUCUCGCAUCCCCUACUGAGAACGCCGCUAUGGCGGAAGGUAAAGGUGGGCGCGUUUGUUGUCUUUGGUGCUUCAUCGUUCAUACCCCUGCUGCAUGGUGUCCAGCGAUAUGGGCUCGAAUACAUGCUCCAAUACUCAGGCAUGAAAUGGUACCUUCUCGAGCUUGCCUUCUAUGGCACCGGAGUCGGUCUAUACGCGUUCCGAGUUCCGGAGCGUUUGGCGCCGGGUACGUUUGAUAUCUGGGGAAGCUCGCACCAGAUCUUUCAUGUCGCCAUCUUAUGCGCAAUGGCCGCACAUGUAACGGCUCUGCUUCAAGGCUUCACAACUUGUCAUACAUUGGAUGUGUGUCGGUUUCAGGGGGUUCAUUGA